GGCAAGUGCUGAAGCAAGCUCUGAGUCAAGAAAAUCAAUUUUUAAAGUGAUCCAAAGAAACUUUAAAAUCAAACCGUGUAAGGUAAGUAAGUCUUCUUUUCUCUAUGAUGUUGCAACAUUUUUGAGCUCCAGAUAUCCUGAUAUAACUCAUAGCCAGAGGAGGAAAGAGGAGAGAAAUCUGCAAAAUUGAGAUCACAAGAUUAAGAGUAAGUCAAAAGUGGCCACCUAUUUUCUCCUAUCCUAAAUUUAAUCCUAGUAAAGGUUCAGAUAUAAUGUGUUUUCCUGUGAAAUAUGUAAUGAAACAAAUUAAGCACUUUUUGGUCCCCACUUCACUUUCCGUUGCCUUUGAAAAAAUAAAUAUACUCAUGGACAGUUCAUCUUCAUCGUCUUCCCCUGAGACCUGCCCUAAAAAAUCCAACCAUGGCUCCAACUCCCCAAAAGGCAUAAAUUCCUGCAUAUUCUGGGAGAGAGUGGCUUUGGAAUAGUGAUCAAAUGUGUGACACAGGAAACUCAGACUGUGGCUGUAAAGAUCGCCAGACACCACAAUGAUUUGUGCCAGGAGGUAGAACACUAAUAAUUUUAAUUUUACAGUUGCAAAAUGGACCACAUGUAAGCACCCUCACACUCAACACUAGCAGCCUGUGUGAAAUUCCAGCUGUUUCCUGGCGAAGGAUUGUAUGUCAAAUGCUAGACAUACGCCAGAUGUCUACUCCAAAAAAAUGACCUUGUUUGCCUGAUAUUACGGGGGAGAACUACUAGUAGUGACUUUUAUGUUGUUGUUGUUGUUUGUUGUUGUUAAUGGCUAAUCAGUCCUUGUGAACAAACGAAUAAACUUGUCAUGUUUCCUCAGGCAAACAUGAUAAAUGGUCCUCAUGCGCCACAACUUAGACAAGUUUAACAUCAUUAAGUUUUAUAAUGAGUUCUUCAUGAACAGCAGGAUUAGUCUGGCAUUUGAGAUGUUGGACAUCAGCCUACAGGAAUACCCACUGGAUUUAGGGAGUCCUAAGCAUCUGGCGGACAUCACAACUGUCAUCCAGCAGAUGGCCACAGCAUUCGAUCCCCUCAAGAGAAUUGGUGUGAUCCAUACAGACGUGAAACUAGACAAAGUCACCAUGGUGGAUCAAGUGAGGCAGUCAGUCAAGGUGAAACUGAUUGACCUCGGCUUGGCUAUUUUCAGAUCACAAGCCAAGGCGGGCAGGGUUCACCAAACACCUUGCUUUAGGCAAGGAAUGGAUCAUUUUUGAAACUGAGAAAUCUUUAAUCAGGGCUCAAACUUCUCAUCUGCAGUAACAGCUUUGUACUGAAGCUGGAGCUAUGGCGAAGGUUCAGUCAGGAAGACUAUCUUUGCAUAAGCCUGUAGUUAUAUUUCUCACAUGCUCACUCAUAAUUUCCUUUGCUGUCAUUAUUCGGGGCUGUCCAUUGAGCUAUCAGCUGUUCACACCAGCCAGUCAUCUAUCCAAUAGCAAGGUGACACACCUCCAUUGUCAGCCUAUCAUCUUGUGGCUGUCUUUUUAAAUAUGUUUUUCUCCCUCUUGCUUUCAUGCUACAGUCAUGCGCGCCCCACCAACUUCCCAUCACCACCAACUUUCAUAGUUUCAUCACUUCAUCACGUCAUCAAACUCAUCAGCCUUAUCAGUCUCAGCGGAAGUCAUCAGCCACCACAACCACCAGUGUCAGGACUCCAUGGGGGGAUUUAUCUUGCUGCUGCUCAGGACUGAUGUCCCUCGAUUACAAAACCUCCCUGUAGAGUCUAAGCACCAAAGACUUUUGACAAGACUAAUCAUCAAUAUGAUCUGAAUAAUAAACAAUUAUCUUUGCUUCA
Molecule: messenger RNA, 1822 nt
Organism: Thunnus maccoyii (southern bluefin tuna)
Lineage: Eukaryota; Metazoa; Chordata; Actinopteri; Scombriformes; Scombridae
Product: homeodomain-interacting protein kinase 1-like
Exons: 2
Coding region: 864-1244 (126 amino acids)
Biological process (GO): peptidyl-serine phosphorylation; intrinsic apoptotic signaling pathway in response to DNA damage by p53 class mediator; positive regulation of transcription by RNA polymerase II
Cellular component (GO): PML body; nucleus; cytoplasm
Molecular function (GO): protein tyrosine kinase activity; SMAD binding; transcription corepressor activity
Source: RefSeq, a predicted model, not a curated record